AUGGCAACUAAAAGAAGUAGGAAGGCUCCUGUAUGGACCUAUAUGGAUCAAGUUGAGCCUAACACUGUUGUUUGUCUAGUGUGUAAAGACACACUCAAGUACACCGGCGGCACGUCAUCAAUGAUGAAACACAUACGCACUAAACACCCUUUGGAAUAUGCAGACCUAAAAGAAGACUCUGAACAUCAAGCAACUGCUGCAGGGUUAGAUACACCAUCCACAUCAACAGUUCAGCCCACUCUAAUGGAAGCUAUAAAGCAGAGCAAUGUGCCAACAAAAAAACUGAUUCAGGAUGUUGAGACGAGGUGGAACUCAACAUUUGACAUGCUAGAGCGCUUUGAAAACCAAAGCGAACUCAUAACAACUACACUUUGCCUUCUCGGCAAAAAUGACAUGUGUACCACCAGUGAAGAGCUUGAGCUGAUUCAGAAUACUGUGGUAAUACUGGAACCUUUCAAGGAACUAACAAAAGAGAUGUCAGCAGAGAAAUUCGUUUCACUUUCGAAGGUCAUACCAAUUGUAAGAGGAAUGCAAGCCUAUAUGAAUGCAAGCAACGGCAGUGAGGCUCAACAGAGGUACUCAUCUAAUCCUCUAGGCAUUGAACUAAAGCAACAGAUGUCAAAGAGAUUCCCUUGCCUUGAAAGUGCUCUCUGCCUUGGAGCUGCCACUCUUUUAGACCCGCGCUUCAAAAAGAUACCUUUUGCAGAUAAAAGUCUUGCCAGACAUACAGAAGAUCGUCUGAUAAACCUCAUGCAAACCAAGGCAUCAGAUGAGGCUCCAAGUACAACAACAGCGGUACUUCCAGCAGCCCAGCAGGUUCUCGCUCAAAAGUCAUGUAAAACACCCUACUGGAACACCUUUGAUACAGAGUCGGAAAAAAUUGUACAGACAACCUCUCAGCUAUCAACAGGACCUCGCAUCGAGCUGAAGAGGUAUUUCGAAGAGAACCAUAUUUCUAGGGAUGGAGACCCGCUGGCAUGGUGGAAAGAACAUGAUAUGUAUUUCCCCAAACUUAGUGACCUGGCUAAAAGAUUCCUUUGCACAUCAGCGUCAUCUGUUCCAUCAGAGAGACUAUUUUCCAAAGCAGGAGAACUCAUCUCACACAGGCGAAGCAACAUCAAAGAUACAAACAUAUAG
Molecule: messenger RNA, 1137 nt
Organism: Portunus trituberculatus (swimming crab)
Lineage: Eukaryota; Metazoa; Arthropoda; Malacostraca; Decapoda; Portunidae
Product: E3 SUMO-protein ligase ZBED1-like
Exons: 3
Coding region: 1-1137 (378 amino acids)
Molecular function (GO): DNA binding; protein dimerization activity
Source: RefSeq, a predicted model, not a curated record